CAUAUUUUUUUUUGAUCGGAAGAUCGUUUUCACUUUUUGUGCUUCAGUGGAUUAUUUAAUUAUUGGAACAUUUUGAAUAUUGUGCCUGUGAGGAAGUGUGGAUGUCAAAUUGUUCAUUUUGUGUUCAGAAAUGAGAAUCAAAUACAUCUAAGCAGACAUACAGGAUUGAAUGGGAAAUACUACUAUGCUUAAAUGAAUAAAGAUUGCCAUUGGAUCUUUCUCCUGUUGAUUACAACAAACGUAGCAACACUUGCAUUAUGCGUGGGCUACAACAACGAAGGGAGGCUAUCAUUACAGAAACAGAAAGUUUCUCUGCGUCCGUUACUUAAUGACGAAUACACGCCUCCUAUCCCCGUUCUCCAAUCUACGCAAUACAGAAAUGCAAGACAUAACGACCGUGCUGGAUCCGAAGAAAGCCAAGACAUUUCAGUGAACAGGAGAUCAUGGAUUCCACUAAUAUAUGCUGAUGAGUUUCCUUCUACCGCUCGUGAAAUGUGGGUGCAGCCUGUGAGCUACAGAGGACGGUUUUCAGUUAAGGCUAGCUCACCAGUUACUGUCACGAAAAGACCAGAAACAUUCGACAUACCACUCAGAAAGAGUAUACGUGUCUCACACAACGCACCCAGAGAACCAUCCAUUCAUACAACUGGUUACAUAAAAGAAGUUGUCGCCAAAGAAGUUCCUGUUCACAGAUUCACGCCAAGACCAAAGUAUACUAUAUUAGUGGAUAACGUUAAACACACAACAACUCAGUCAACCGUGAAUGUUACAACGUUUGAGGACGGCUGGAGACCUAAGCGGAUUACAACUUUAAUGCCAAAUGUGAAACCAACGAAAGCGAGUCGUAGGUUAAAACCAAUACCUUUCACUCAAUUUUCUGAUUCAAAGAACAUUGAAGAAGGUGAAAAAUAUAUUGCGGAAAGGCCACCAUUCAAUAAAGAAAGUAUUAAAUCCCACACAUUUGAUUCAGAUUUCACUCAUGAUAAACAAACGAAUCCAUCUUAUGGUGCAGAUGGUGCUUUCCCAGAUUUUGGUGGUAAAAAUUCAGAUGGAAAAGAUCCUUAUUUUGUGCCGUCGGUUAUUUAUUCUAACAAAGAAAACGACGGUGACGAUGCAUUAAUCUCUGAUUUGAAUCACCUCAACCAUAAAAUAUCAGGUUCUGGUUUUAAAAGCGCCAUACCAAAGGAUAAUUCCAAAGCCUUACUGACCAAGAUAAAAUGA
This is a messenger RNA of Argiope bruennichi, 1221 nucleotides long. RefSeq lists its product as uncharacterized. The record is from RefSeq and is a predicted model, not a curated record. The coding region runs from base 193 to 1221 and encodes 342 amino acids. The transcript is spliced from 3 exons. Lineage: Eukaryota; Metazoa; Arthropoda; Arachnida; Araneae; Araneidae.